UACGCUUCUCUUCAUCUGAAUAGUCAUCGUAUUUUCCCCUGCAGUUCAGACUGCUUGUGGGCGAGUAUCAUAGUGUAUAAAGAGUGACUGGCAAACUGGAGGCGCUACUUUUCCCGGAGGAAGAUGUUGUUUCCCCUACAAAGAGCUUGAAAAACAUAUUUUAAUAGCAACCACAGACAGGCGGAUGUGGAUACAGGCGUAAGCAAGCUAACUAUAGAAUAUCUCCGAGAAAAGGAUGUGACCUGCUGAGAAUAAGACUGUCCUUAGCGUAUUUCCAGAGCUAAGCCACAGUUCAGAGUGCGUUAGCUUAUCUACAGGUGAUUAUAAUUGCAUUUGGUGUUUUGAAGAUUAGCCACUGUUUGGCUGCAUGCAUUUGCAUUUCUUCUUCGAGUAUCAUAAGAAAGAAGACUGGGGUAAAACCGAUAUGGCUGUUUUUCUGCUUUCCAUACUAUUGCAGAUACAAAUAGGAUUUGUUAUUGGAUCAAAUCAUGGAUUUGAAGGGCGGGCUGUGCACCACAGGGAAAAGACUAUUAAAGGAAAGCAACCUAUUUAUAACAGUCAUAUGAACAACCCGGAAUACCAGCAGUAUUCGUCUUAUUUGAUGAAAUCCGCUACUGAUCGCCCUGUUUUGGCACAGAAAAUAGACGGAGAUCUACCCAGGGUCGCAACGGCUUUUCUUCAUACAGGAGAUUCUUCUAAAUUGAAAAAUGUCAACUGUUCCAAGGGAUACGAACUGGAAAGUCUACGGGGCAUGUCACACACCGCAUCCCAUUCCUCCCUGCACAGUGCGCUGGAUACGGUGCUGCAUGCCACCAACUUCCUCAACAUGAUCCUGCAAGCAAACAGGUCCAGGGAGAAAAACCUCCGAGGGGACGUCGAAUGGUACCACGCGUUAGUUAGGAGCAUUUUGGAAGGGGAUCCCAAAAUUCAGAGGGCCGUGGUCACCUUCAACGAGGAGCCCGUGUCGUCAGGUCCGCACGUGUUACUGCAAGCCACCAGAACUGACAGCGAAAUAGUACUCCAAGACUUGUCGUCCACGGCCCAUCGCUUGAGAAACAAGACGCUGGAAACGGAGUGGUUCAAUGAGUUCAAAUCCAGGAGGAAGCCUCACCUGCACAGGAGGGUGUUGAUCCACGACAUCGCGUCGCUGGAUGCUUCACUGAGGAGAGGAGACAGUUACGUGGUUGAUAAGACUCACAUCAAGUGGUCUGCACCGUUCCUUGAGUGUCAGAAUGGAAAUUUUAUCCCCCAUUGGCUUCUUACUCUCUCGGCUGGGUUCUAUGGACUCAGACCAAACCUCAUCCCCGAAUUCAGGGGUGUGGUUAGGGUGGACAUCAACCUCCAAGAUGUGGACAUUGACCAGUGCUCCAAUGAUGGAUGGUUUGCAGGAACUCAUAGGUGCCACUUGAACAGCACAGAGUGCAAACCAAUUAAAGGACUUGGAUUUGUUCUUGAUGCGUACCAAUGCGUCUGCAGACAUGGAUUCUACCAUCCGAGCCGGCUCUCAGUCAAUGGCUACACAAAGAAAGCAAAAGAAAAUCCAGUUUCUGGAAGCCGAUAUGAAGAGGAGUUGUCUGAUGGAGUGCACGAGUGUCUGCCUUGCAGGGCAGGAUGUUCUCACUGCACAGACGAGAACCCCUGCUAUGCCCAGGAGGAUGGGUACUUACGGAUAUCUAUCCUUUCCUUCAAUGCAGUCUGCAUGCUGAUGGAUUUCAUCAGCAUGCUGGUCGUCUAUUAUUUUCGGAGAAACAAGAGUAUUCGAGCUUCGGGUUUGGUUCUUCUGGAAACCAUUCUGUUCGGAGGCUUGCUUCUUUACUUUCCUGUUAUUAUUCUAUACUUUCAGCCGAGCAUAUUCCGAUGUAUUCUUCUAAGAUGGGUUCGUCUUCUCGGCUUUGCUAUUGUUUAUGGAACGGUGACUCUCAAGCUCUUCAGAGUUCUAAAGGUGUUCCUGUCCCGAACAGCACAGAGAAUUCCCUACAUGACGAGCUGGCGGGUGCUCAGAAUGCUGGCAGUGAUUCUGCUCAUUGUGUGCUGGUUUCUGAUUUCCUGGACCUCUGCUGUCUGUCAGAACAUGGAUAGGAAUGUGUCCUUCAUUGUUGAGGGGAAAACUUCAGACAACCUGCAGUUUAAAAGGUGUCUGCUGGACCGUUGGGACUACAUGAUGGCCAUUGCUGAAUUUCUUUUCCUCUUGUGGGGAGUUUAUCUCUGCUGUGCAGUACGGACAGUGCCAUCAGCAUUUCAUGAGCCACGCUACAUGGCCGUUGCAGUCCAUAAUGAACUCAUUAUCUCUGCACUAUUCCAUAUCAUUAGGUUCACUGUAGCCUCUACACUUCAUCCAGACUGGAUGCUUAUGCUCUUCUUUGCUCACACACACUUGACAGUGACUGCUUCCAUGGGGUUGCUGCUAAUACCAAAGUUCCUGCUAGCAAGGACUAACCCGAGAGACGACACUGCUGCUGAAGCCUAUGAGGAUGACCUUGAUUUAGGCAGGUCAGGGUCUUACCUGAACAGCAGUAUCGCUUCAGCUUGGAGUGAGCACAGCCUGGAUCCAGAUGACAUCCGGGAAGAACUGAAGAAACUUUAUUCUCAGCUUGAAAUCUAUAAGAGGAAGAAGAUGGUCGCCAACAAUCCACACUUGCAGAAGAAAAGGAGCUCAAAGAAGGGGCUUGGCCGCACCAUAAUGAGGCGCAUUACUGAGAUUCCAGAGACUGUAAGCAGACAGUGCAGCCGGGAAGACAAGGAAUUGGGGGAUCAUACUAGUGCCAGAAACAGCAUCAGCACUUUUAGGAGAAACCCCUUUGACCCUGCGCACUCCAGCACAAAAACCAAAGAGGAGUCUUUGAAAAGCAAAGCCUUCUCCAUCAAGAAGUCACACAGCAGCUAUGAUCACGUAAGGGACCAAAGCGAGGACUCCAGCAGCCCCGCCACAGAGAAGAUGGAAGUUUCUAUCACUGAGAGUUCCCUCUUGGAUACCUUAAUGGGCAAGGAGAAACAGGAGAAAAAGUCCACAGAGGCUAUUGAGGCUGAAUCCACAGAGUCUCUUCCGUUAGUUUGCAAAUCUGCCAGUGCACACAAUUUGACCGCAGAUAAGAAAUCUUUGCACCCCAGAACAUCCAUGUUGCAGAAAUCCCUCAGUGUUAUUGCCAGUGCCAAGGAGAGAACCCUGGGGCUCACAGGCAAAGCCCCAAGCCUUGAGGAAAACAGCAGACAGCAAAAGAGUCAGCAGAAGGGGAGAGAGUCCAACAAGCCUCACUCUGAGAAGAGCGACCACCAGCAGAAUAAUGUCGCCAGCCUAGCGGAGGAGGCUAAAAAGUCCAAUAAACAAGGAAUCAUGAAGCCCCAGGGGAGUAGCAGUCAGCCUUCUCUCAGCCCAGACCCAGGGAAGACAGGACCCAAAGAUCAGUUUGAUGUGGCUGAGGUUUGCCCAUGGGAGGUUCAGGACCUUCCUCCUACUCCACCAGAAAAUAAGGUCCAGAAACACGUAUCCAUUGCUCCGAAGGAAUCCAUAUUAUCCCAUGGGUCCCACGCAAAAGGUAAAUCACAGAACAAGCAGAUAGCUACAGAGAAUUUGUCUUCACAAGUUAAACAGUCAACUCAGAAGAACUUUGAUAAGUCAGAAAUAUGCCCUUGGGACUUUGAGGAGCCCCAUGACUUGAUAGAGGGGUCUAAACCACUGGAAAGCCAUCAGUCUAUGCCACCCCUUUCUAAAGGCGAGCACUCUAGUAAAGCUCAGAAGGCUGAGAUUUGCCCUUGGGAGUUUGAAGAGACGGUAACCCGAGGCGUUGAAGUUAGACAACCAGAGUCAGAUAAGAUCAAGCAAGGGGGGCAGAAAAAGAAUGCAUUCCCAGUUGAUGUUCAAGGCAAGGAACUUCUGUCAGAUGCCUCAAAAUCUAACAGCAGCUCACAGCUGCCUACACCCAAAAAGGCAGAAGUCUGCCCAUGGGAUUAUGACCCUGAAUUGUCACCUAAUUCUGACAUGAAUGCUGCCCCAACUGCCUUUUUGAAAACAAAAGACACAACUCCAAAGAAGAAAGGACUGUUCUCAAUUUCAAAAGAUAAGGAAAGGAGACGAGACAGGGAUGAUGAAAAGAGUAAAGCCAAGAGCAAAGAGAAGGCUGCGUUUACAAAAGGUAUGCAGAAACCUGUCAGCCAAUCAAAACUGGCAGAGGUGUGUCCCUGGGAAACUGAAAGCAGACUGGAUACUUCAAAACAGGAAAGAAAAAGCACACUGAAUGAGCUGAGUGCAGCCAAGAGCAAACAAGCUGCUAUUUGCCCCUGGGAAUUCGAGGGCAUUCCUGACACUAAAGAACUUGACACAAAUACUUGUGUAGAACAACUCAAUCCAGAUUCCAAAAGGGAAGCAGCUGGUCAAACCAGAUUGGUUGAGGUUUGUCCAUGGGACUUUGAUGACCAAACAACUGGCAAUAAUGCAUGACAUGUUUUCAAUUCAGCAUAUUCAUUGUUCAUGGAGCUUUUCUUUUUUUUCACAUGACGAACCUCAUAAAUCCAAAAAGACAAAGAGAAGUAACAGGAAUGAACAGAAAGGAGGCUUUACCCAGGUUGCCUUUUUCCUCCAAAUAUCAUUAGUUUUUUUUCUCUUUUAACAAACUGUCACGUCUUCUAUAAAGCAUUCCAGAUUGAUACUGAGUAUUUUGUGAAUUUUUGCUGAUUUAUGACAAUAUUCUAAUAUUUCAAAUUAUGCAACUGUACGGCACUUUUACUGCAACAUAAAAUACCCGUUUUAACUGUACAGUACUUUCAGUUUCAUUCACAUUUAAUAAGUGUGCACAUGGCCACUGAUGCCACAAAUUCUUUUCCAUUGCUAUUUUAUUUGUUGAAGUUUAUAUGGUGGAUCUUCUGUUCUGUCUAGUGUUUACAAAUCCCAGCAUAUAUCCUUCACAAUUAUAGUUUAAUAUUAAAUAUUAUUCAGGGUUUUUUAUAGAGUGAAUUUAUAUGCUUUUAUUUUCCCACCAGAGGUAUGCAUACCCUUGGUUUAUAUUUCAUUCAGUGGUCCUACCAAGAAUCCAUUAAAGCAGGGGUCUCCAAUCCUGGUCCUGGAGGACCAGUGUCACCCCUAGUUUU
This is a messenger RNA of Polyodon spathula (Mississippi paddlefish), 5082 nucleotides long. RefSeq names its product probable G-protein coupled receptor 158. Bases 368 to 4435 code for a protein of 1355 amino acids. The record is from RefSeq and is a predicted model, not a curated record. The transcript has 11 exons. Gene Ontology annotation, molecular function: G protein-coupled receptor activity. Gene Ontology annotation, biological process: G protein-coupled receptor signaling pathway. Gene Ontology annotation, cellular component: membrane. Lineage: Eukaryota; Metazoa; Chordata; Actinopteri; Acipenseriformes; Polyodontidae.